UUGAUGCUUCAUAUAAGUUUAUAACUUCAUCCAAUUGCUUCAAUGUUUCACCUUGUCACCAACCCACUCCAUAAUGUCUUUCAGAACACCCCUCUUGAAACACAUCCGCCAUGCUCGAGUCCAAAAACGCCCAUUCUCCAUCCACCAUGCCCUCCGAUCUGAUGCCCCCGCGGCCUCGAUCGCAUCAUCCUUCCUCUCCAAAUUCCAAUCCCUAGGCCCUCAAUCACGCUCUCAAGUCCUCGACGCAAACCAACUCCACCUCCUCUCUCUCACACUCAACCGUCCUUCUCUCUACCCGAAUUCCCCCUCCCUUUCCAACGCCGCUGCACCCCCAACCAACAGCCCUCUCCCCGCGGGUUACCAUCUUGUCUAUUUCACCCCCGCAUUCCUCGAAAAUGAACUUGGAGCUGAUGGCACGGAUACCUCGUAUAACCCCGAAUCCCCGUUUACCCGACGCAUGUGGGCAGGAGGUGAAGUCUCUUGGCCCAGGAAUGCAGAGGGGAAACCGAAUCCGUUAUUGGUGGGACAGGAAGUGCGCGAAACGACCAAGGUGCUCAGCGCUGAGCCCAAGAUUGUGAGAAAAACCGGCGAGGAGAUGAUUGUUGUGGGGGUGCAGAAGGAAUUUGAGAAUGAACAUGGGGUUGCUGUGAUUGAUCGAAGGAAUUGGGUCUUUCGAAAAGCAUUGCCCAUCUCGUCUGGCUCUUCAUCCACCACACCACCAACACAAGAUAAAUACUCAGGACCAGCAUCUGCAUCCACCAUUACCUCUGGCAAAACACACACUCGAACCCUCAAGCAAACAGCCGUCACGCUCUUCCGCUUUUCUGCCCUCACCUUUAACCCCCACAAGAUUCACUACAGUACCCCCUGGACACGAGGUGUCGAAGGCCAUAGAGAUAUUGUCGUCCACGGACCUCUGAACCUAAUCUCCAUUCUUGAUCUGUGGCGAGAUACCAGAAAGAAUGGUGGCGGUGAUGAUCCUGCGUUGAUGUUACCGGAGAGCAUCUCUUAUCGUGCUACGAGUCCUUUGUACGCCGAGGAUACGUACCAGAUUGUUCUCAAUGAGGAGGCAGAUACUGGCAAGGUGGAGAUAUUUACGCCUGAUGGCACUGUUGCCAUGAAGGCAGAAAUUACAUCUACUUAGUGUAUAUGUUUGCAAAUAUUAAAUCAAACAUUACAUUUUCUCGAGACCAUUUCCCAGAUUUCUAUUAAGUGAUCUUUAAGCUCCCAUAAAUUUCUUUCUCAAUAUCCAUGAUUAAGC
Molecule: messenger RNA, 1261 nt
Organism: Aspergillus wentii DTO 134E9
Lineage: Eukaryota; Fungi; Ascomycota; Eurotiomycetes; Eurotiales; Aspergillaceae
Product: hydroxyacyl-thioester dehydratase HTD2
Exons: 3
Coding region: 74-1144 (356 amino acids)
Cellular component (GO): mitochondrion
Molecular function (GO): (3R)-hydroxyacyl-[acyl-carrier-protein] dehydratase activity
Source: RefSeq, a predicted model, not a curated record